GAAGCUUGUGAGUGGUCAAUAUCCUUGACAAGUAACUUAAUAUAUGGUUACAGCUUUAACUAGAGGCUUAUAAAUCAAAAUGCUGCUAGUUGAGUGACUAGAUCAAACCAGUAAAACACACUGACAACAGAUUCAUCAACUUCUCAGCAUUCAGUAAUAAGCCAAGAUGGAGAUGAUGUCAGUAUAUUCAGCUGUGCUUGUUGCUUUAGUCAGCGUUUGCUAUUACAAUUCGCUAGAGUGUGGCUUCGUGUUUGAUGAUAUGUCUGCCAUUGUUGAAAAUAAAGAUUUGAGACCGCAUGUACCCAUUUCUAAUCUCUUCUGGAAUGAUUUUUGGGGAACACCCAUGAAACAUGAGAAGAGCCAUAAAUCAUAUCGCCCGCUGUGUGUGCUCACAUUUCGUUGGAAUUAUGCUGUAAAUGAAUUAGAUCCAAUAGGAUAUCAUCUGGUAAAUAUGAUACUUCAUGCUGUCACAUGUAUUAUGUUCAUGAUAAUGUGUAAUAUAUUUAUGAAAGAAUUUACAAGUUUUCUUGCCGCUGUUAUGUUUGCUGUUCAUCCAAUCCACACAGAAGCUGUAACUGGAAUUGUUGGAAGAGCUGAAUCUUUGUCAUCUAUUUUUCUAUUGGCAGCUUUCGUGACAUAUAUCAAAUCUACAGGAUAUAGAAAACCAAUCAAUUGGCCGUUAUUAUUUUCAACCGUAUCAUUAGUAACUAUAGCUAUGUUGUGUAAAGAACAAGGUAUAACUGUUAUUGGUAUCUGUUGUGUUUAUGAAGUUUUUGUUGCACAAAGGUCCUCAGGUCAAGAAUUAUUGGAUAUUGUGAAAAGUUUAGUCAAAGGAAAACCUCAAAUUCCUGAUUGGUUACGAACCUCCAUUAGCCGAGCUGGUUUCCUGGUGUCAGGAACUCUCAUGUUAUUGUUUGCUCGGAUUAAAGUAAUGGGAGCACAACUUCCUGUAUUUACAAAAUUUGAUAAUCCAGCUUCUGUAGCACCAUUUCCAGCACGACAGCUGACCUUCAAUUACUUACUGCCACUCAAUUUUUGGCUCCUCCUCUUUCCCUCAGAGCUGUGUUGUGAUUGGACAAUGGGAACUAUUCCAUUAAUUGAAUCUAUAUUUGACUAUAGAAAUAUUUUUACUGUGAUAUUUUACUCUUCUAUGGUUCUUUUUGCCAAAUAUACUCUCUGUGGUCAAAACAAGCGAAUUAGGGCCGUCAUAAUAAGUAUUUCAUUCAUGGUGCUUCCAUUCAUCCCUGCGUCUAAUUUAUUUUUCCCUGUUGGUUUUGUUGUGGCGGAAAGAAUUCUCUACACUCCAAGCAUGGGUUUCUCUAUGCUUGUAGCUAUUGGUUUUGAAAUUAUAUCUUCCAAAAAAGCCUAUAAAGGUAUAACAUGGUGUUUAAUGUUAGUAUUGUUAACAACUCAUAGUAUUAAAACAUUCUACAGAACAGCUGAUUGGAAAUCAGAGUAUACAAUAUUUCAAGCAGCAUUAAAAGUAAAUGAUAGAAAUGCCAAGUUGUUUAAUAAUGUUGGACAUGCUUUAGAGAAAGUUCCUGAUUACGCUCAAGCUUUGACUUAUUUCCAAAAAGCUGUCAGUGUACAGCCUGAUGAUAUAGGAGCUCAUAUAAAUGUAGGAAGAACAUAUAAUAACCUGAAUAUGUCAAGGGAAGCAGAACAAGCGUAUAGAAAGGCUAUAGCUUUAUUCCCUCCUGUUAUAUCAGGAAAAUCGUACACAGCUAGAAUAGCACCAAAUCAUCUGAAUGUGUAUCUCAAUCUUGCCAGUCUUGUAUCUAAAGAUGAAAAAAGAUUACACGAAGCUGAUGAGUUAUUAAGAACAGCCAUAAGUAUGAGAUCAGACUAUGUUCAGGGUUAUAUCAAUCGUGGUGAUGUUUUGGUCAAACUUGGCAGAAUAGAAGAAGCUAUCAAGGUUUAUGAAGCAGCAUUAAAACAUGACCCAGAAAAUGCAGAUCUGUAUUAUAAUAUUGGGGUUGUGUACCUAGAAAAUAAAAAUAUUAAAAUGGCUCAUGAAUAUUUUACUAAAGCUUUACAACAGAAUCCUAAUCACCCGCAAACAUUAUUUAAUUCAGCUAUAUUAUUACAAGAGACUGGUGAUCCUAACAAUAGACCAGAAGCUUAUAAAAGAUUAAGAAGAUUAAAAGAACAAACACCAACAGACUCUAAAGUAUAUUUUAACCUGGCCAUGUUAGAUAUGGAUGAACAUAAAUUUCUAGAUGCAGAAGUCAACUUUAAGAAAGCCAUUGAGUAUGAUGAGACAUUUCGAAGUGCUUUAUUUAACUUAGCUUUAAUGUAUAACAAUGAUUUAAACAGACCAAGUGAUGCUAUUCCAUACUUAGAACAGUUGUUAAAGCAUCACCCUGAUCAUAUUAAAGCAAUGAUUUUAUAUGGAGAUAUAAAUCUGAACCAUAGAAAAGAUCCAGUAGCUGCUGAAAAGAAUUUUGUAAGUGUUUUACAGAUAGAUCCUAAUCAUGUUCAGGCAAUGCAUAACUUGUGUGUCGUUUACGUAGAAAAGGGUGAUCUUUUUGCUGCUGAAAAAUGUCUUGUUCGAGCGCAUAAUUUGGCGCCAAAAGAAGAUUAUAUAUUUAAACAUUUACAAAUCGUGAGAUCAAGGAUAAACCAAGCUCAACAGCAACAACAGCGAGUAAAGGAAGCCAAUGGCCAAAAACCAGUGACGACAGAACCUGAAAUGAAUAAAGAGAAGCAAACUCCUUAAGUGUUAUUUGUAGAAAUUUGCUGUCUAAACAAAAACAAUUCUGUUCAUAGAGAAAGUUUGCAGUAAAAAGUCAAAAUUUAAACUUUUUUUUUGCAUAGAAAUAAAAUUACUAUGCUAGUUAAUGACUGUCAAGGUAUCGAGUAUAGUGAUGAAAUACCUGGAGCAAAGGGAUUCUAUGGAAAUUGUGCUUUGUUGGGGUUUAAAUUGAAUUUUAGCUGGUAACCCUAAAUACCUUCACAAGUCUAUUCAUAGUUACACUAACUGGUUAUAUGUUGUGGUACAAUGACGAAUAGUAACCUGUCUUCAAUGUACUGUAAUUCAUCAAAUAGCAAAAUAUACCAUAUCAAGGUCAUAGAAUAUUUGUAAUUAAUGCAUUAUAUUUUAACACAGCUAUGAAAGCUCUCAUCUCAUUUAACAAUUUAUGGAACAGGAACUGGGUCUCAAGUUGUACUCAUCUUGUUGUUGACCAUCUGGUGUCGUUCUUCAAAAAUAAAAAGCCUGCUUGCAUGUUCCUUGGACAAUUGUACAUUGAUUAACAGACCAUGAAUUUUGAUAUGAAAUCAUAAUUCCAAGAUGGCGGUAAUGAUGUCAUACUCGGUUCCAUACUUGUUUAUAUCCGAGUUAAAUUUGUAUAUGUUGUUAAUACUUGUACAUGAACGAUGAUACUCAGUUGAGUUUUUAUUUGUUUUUUUUUUUCCAAUGAACAUAUCUCUUGUUAUCUCAUAAUGUUUUUUUUAUUAUUAUUAUAAUUAUUGUUCCCAGAUUUUAUAUUAGAUUUAUUUCUAUACAAAUUGUUACACUUUAGACAUUCAUAAUAUAAUGCUGUAAUUGUUACUAUUAUUAAAUAUUAUAUUCACAAAAUGUUAAAGUUGCAUACUAAACCUGCCCUGUUAAAAAAAUUUGUAAAUAAUUAUAUUGAAAAUAGUAGUUUCCAUCAUCUGAGGAAAUAACAAUCUUUUGCAAACAACCAGUGCUUUUACAUGUAUUGACCAAAAAGGGGACAUUGCAAGAUAGUCGUCUAGAAUAGUGCUUACAUAUAUAUAUUUAAGAUCAAAAGUAUUAAGAAUCACAAAUAAUGGUAAAUAAAGAGAAAACCUAUUUACUGCAUAUUAAAAAAAAUUAAAGAUUAGAGUAUAAAAUACAUUAAUUAGUAGUUUUAACAGAAAAAUAAAGAUUACCUAUGGGGAAGAAUGUUUCUGUACUUAAACUCCAGUAUAUCAUCUGGAUUUUUUAUAUUAAAUUUUAUCUUGCAAAACCCCUGUAUAUUUUGGGAAACCCUGUUCUAGAGCGACAGCUGACAUCAUGUGAUUAGAUUCUUAUUGAAAGACUACUAGAAGGACAAGCAUAUUGACCUGUCGGAUUAUCAGCAUAAUCAUACAUAUCGUGAGUCGUCGCCACAUCAUUACCCUCCGUCCCUCCAAUCACCAAGUUCCAUACCUAAUGUUAGGUUAAUUAAAAUUUCAGGAUUAAGCAGGGUGUGGUUUGUAAAUGUUGACUUAACAUAAUAUUAUAUUAUAUUUGUUUUUACUAAACCCAGGGUUGGUUUACCCAACCAUAGAUUAUAUAAAUUACAGCAUUUUUGUUUGUAUAUACAUGUGUAUAUUAUAAAAAUAUAUAUUAUUUGUCCUUUCAUCUAAUUUCAUUUACUGUUGUUAUCGAGACUCUUCCACAUUCAUUCCAUUUCCACAUGAACUUAGAUUAAAAAAGACAUUUUAAGACAUUAUUCUAACACAACAAGAGAUACAUCAUCUCAAUAUGCAUAAACGUGACAUGAUUCAAAUGCAACAUAAGAUUGCAGUCAUAAAUUACUACAACCUUUUUAUGCUAGUUACAGCAUCUCAGUAUUUGUAAAAAGUGCAAAGAACACAAUGGUUUCAAUAUUAAUAAAUGUAAAUGUAACUACACAAAAUUAGACGAUAUUCAGUUUAUUGGUGGCAUUGCAAGAUUUUAUUCUCCACUUAACAAUCGCAGGGAGACUGUGAACCAGUUUUGACUUUUCUUUACAUCUUACCAUUUUGUUAAGAUCAAACAUGUUUAUACAUAUGUAUCCUCUUAUGUGAAGGACAGUCAUGAAGAGAUACUAAACAUGAAUUACAACAUAAUUUUUAUUCAUUUUUUUUUUCCCUUCGUAGUUUUGUUAUGAAUAAAAGGGAUUUUAUUUUAAACCUACUAUUUAAUAUUGUUAGAUUUUUUUUAAAAUUUUGUUGUUUCAGUAGAAUUAGACAUUGUAGUAGUAGAUACACAUUUUGUAUACAGAAUAUUUGGAAUAUCAAAUAUUUAAAUAAAAGCAUAUAUAAAUUGAAUUGUAUAUAGUAAUAAGUUAAUUGAAAGCGGUAUUAUAAAUUAUGAUUAUGAUCACCAUAAAGCAUAAACACUAGAUUACUGGUAGAAAUUUGAAGUGAAAAAGCCCUGGUAUGAUCAUCAUAAAGCAUGUAUAUUGUGUUAUAGUAGACCUAAGUUAAUUCAUGACUAGAAUCACAAUAUCAAACAAUAAAAAAAAUGACAACAUCUAUGCACCUCAUAUACUCAGAGAAAUAAACGUAUAUCAAUUUUAAAAAUCAAAAUAUUUUGUAUCCUAGUAGAAAUUAUAUUGAUGUGUAUAAUUAUGAAUUUAUAUAAUAAUGUUUUAUUGUUGAAUGUAUAUGAAUCAAAACUAACAGGAUAUAUUUCCUCAGCAGUCUAAAAGUUGCUGAAAAUUUUUGGCAAAAAAUAUCUGAUAUUUUAUGGCAUAUAAACUUUUGUGGCUUUAUCCACAGUAAGAUUUACUAUAAUUGAUUAUUUACUAUUUAAUUAAGAAAACAAAGUCCAAAGAUAAUCUUCUGGCUUGGAUUCAAUCAGAUUAAAAAGAGACUCUCAUCAACAGAUUUUAUCCAACACUAAUAGGUGGCACUGGCAUGUUUAUACCGUCGGCAGAGAAUGCUGAAUGCUGCAAAAUGUUCAGUUUAUGAUCAUCUUGGUAAAUAAUGAACAAGACUUGAAAAAUUUUUGAACUGAUAAUCCGUUUAUAGAUUCAACUUUAAAAAUCCUAUAAAUGAUGAUCAGUGACUUUAAAUAUAUAAUCAUCAAUUAGAAACAUAAGUUAAGCUACCUGAAAAAAGGUAAGCAAAUGAGUGCAUAACAUAGCAACAUCUGAGUGAUAUCAACCGCGAACUGACACUCUGUAAUAUUUGACUUGUUUAAUUGUUGCAGGCUUAUUAGGCAAAGUUUGUCUAUAAUUAUAUUUUGGGUGGUUGUUUCAAAUAUACUUUCACAUAAAAAUAAGUUUAUAGAGUCGAACAUUUGACCUUAUUGUGCAUGAGGGAAUAUAUCUUUAAUUGUCAAAUAGUUAAAAAUGUAUGAAGAUAGUGUUUAUGAAUGAAAAUUAUAUUCUUGAAAGAAAAUAAAAUCAAAACUAUUAUACGAUCUAUAUUUUAAUCAGAGAAUCAGAGUACGUAAUUUAUCUUAAGAACGUUCAUUUUUGUUAGAAUUUAAAAUGGAUUAAUUUAUUGAAAAAAAACCAAAACAACACUGUUUGAUCAAAUGUUAAUGUGACAGGUAUUUGUUCAGAAUUAUUGUUAACUAUAAGGUUAACUGAAACACAAUAAUUAUUAAUAUUAGGUAAACAUACCGGUUAUAUAUUGUAAAUAAUGAGAGCCAUUCAUUUGAUAUUAUGCAUGCAACAUGGAAUAAUACACCAUGCUAUCUUUACCUUCACACUAUGUUAGUUGCACAUGUUCCAUAUGGGUUGGCCUAUUGUUGUCAAAUACCUUGUGAUGUGGUUAUUUCCCCAGAAGCAGUUGAACCAAUUUGGCACAGUAGGUCAAAGAAAUUUAAUUUUUUUGCGAAAAAUAUACGUUUCUAUUUAAUAAGAAUAGAAUGAAGUAGAUAAUAUGUUAUAAAUAUCAGGAUUACUUCAUUAUGAAAUUAACAUUCGGUAAAAUUCUUGCUAAAACUGAUGUGUAUUUAGUAACCAAUUGAUCACUAAUUCAGAUUUUGCAUAUUGGAUUAGGCUUUCAUAGGUCUAUGUGGACUUUGGGGUAACUAGCAUAUUGAAGGUUAGGAUGGUAUUACUUGUAAAACUACAUUCCUUAUCGUUAAACUUUUGUAACCUAAAUUUAAUUUUUUCAUUACUUAAUGCUUCAUUUCUUUCUCACUUUCAUUUAUUUAUAGAACUUUAGCUGUUUUAUAUUUAUGUACCACCCAAAAUGAAAAUUGUUUACCUUUAAAUGAAUAAACUGGCAGUCUAGCCACUUUUUAAAUAAACGAACCAGCAGCAAUAAGCCCCACUUUUUUGGGAUAGGGUAUAUGUGUAUGUCACAUAUAAUCAUUCUUUCCAGGAAAUAAAAUCAGUAUUUUACUCAUUAUGCAUAAUUUGUAAAAAAAAUCACAUCAGGUUUUUUUUAAAAAAUGUAUUUGUAUUGGUGUCGAUUUUGUCCAGACCAGUAUUGGUUUUUGUCGAAAUAGAGACAAUUUUGGCUGGACUGAUUAAGACUAUAUUAGUUGAAAACAGUAUCCGAGUACAUGUAAAUAUCAAUUGCCUAACCUUGUGGGUUUCCUUCCACUUCUAAAGACCCAUGCACACAAGCAAAUUAUUGAAGUAAGAUAUACACUGUUGUUCUGGAAGCGGCCUAGUGGUGUUAUCUCUCUCCCUUCCCCAAUAUGAUACUAAACUUUGGAUAAAGGUUCUGCAUUUGAGAGAGAAUGUUUAAGUCCCACUCAUUCAAAUGUUCCAUAAAGGUAUAUGUCACACAAACCCAGGAUAGAACCAAUGGAUUGUAUGGAUAACAUUCCUUGUGAUCUACAGAGUGUAUAAUAGACCCCUUGGUCACCCACGUGGCAUACUAUAUUAGGACAAUCCAAUCUGUUAGUCUUAGACAAGAGUAUUGCUUUAUGUAUAAUGACCUAAGAUCCUUUAAUAUUGAUAAAUGCAGAGGGACGUUAUGUACCGGUAAUUUAUUUAUGUCUUUAUCAUUCUGUUCCAAGUAAUGUCUCAUUUGUAUUUUUUCAUAGAAAUAAAAAAAACCUUUAUCAGUAAUUUA
This is a messenger RNA of Patella vulgata (common limpet), 7737 nucleotides long. Its product is annotated as protein O-mannosyl-transferase TMTC3. Gene Ontology annotation, biological process: protein O-linked glycosylation via mannose. NCBI's taxonomy places the organism in Eukaryota, Metazoa, Mollusca, Gastropoda, Patellidae. The transcript has 21 exons. Gene Ontology annotation, cellular component: endoplasmic reticulum. Gene Ontology annotation, molecular function: protein binding; mannosyltransferase activity. The record is from RefSeq and is a predicted model, not a curated record. Bases 167 to 2719 code for a protein of 850 amino acids.